This is a messenger RNA of Pygocentrus nattereri (red-bellied piranha), 1386 nucleotides long. RefSeq names its product annexin A5-like. Gene Ontology annotation, cellular component: cytoplasm. The record is from RefSeq and is a predicted model, not a curated record. The transcript is spliced from 13 exons. Bases 107 to 1060 code for a protein of 317 amino acids. Gene Ontology annotation, molecular function: calcium ion binding; calcium-dependent phospholipid binding. Lineage: Eukaryota; Metazoa; Chordata; Actinopteri; Characiformes; Serrasalmidae. Gene Ontology annotation, biological process: negative regulation of coagulation.
AAAUCAUGUUCAACACUUUCACUUCUGUUCAGUAAGAUUUCCAUUAACUUUCACACACAUUCUGCAGCUUUAGCUUCGCUGAAGAGUUCACCCGUCUGAAGUUACAAUGGCCGGAAGAGGAACCGUGAAGGCCCAGAGUGGAUUCAAUGCCAAUAAUGACGCAGAGACUCUUUACAAGGCUAUGAAAGGACUGGGCACCAAUGAGGCAACCAUUCUGCAGCUGCUGACUGCCCGCAGCAACGCUCAGCGCCAGCAGAUCAAGGCUGCCUUUAAGACCCUGCAUGGCAAGGACUUGGUGAGUGAACUGAAGUCAGAGCUGGGAGGGAAGCUUGAGACUCUAAUUGUGGCGAUGAUGGCUACGCCUGUAAUGUUUGACGUGACUUCACUGAGGAACGCCAUUAAGGGGGCGGGCACUAAUGAGAAGGUUUUGAUCGAGAUCUUGGCAUCGAGAACUCAAAACGAGAUUCGAGAAAUUAUCAAGACCUACAAACAGGAGUACGAUCAUAACCUGGAGAGUGAUGUGUCUGGUGAAGUUGGUGGACACUUCAAAGAAAUGCUGGUCAUUUUGCUUCAGGCCAACAGACAGCAAGGUGUACAAGAGGGCACCAUCCAGAGUGAUGCUCAGGCUCUCUUUAAUGCAGGAGAAAAGAAGUUUGGCACUGAUGAAGAUCAGUUCAUCACUAUUUUGGGGAACCGCAGUGCUGAACACCUUAGGAGAGUAUUUGAUGCAUACAUGAAACUGUCUGGACAUCAGAUUGAGGAGAGCAUACAAAGAGAGACGUCUGGAGGUCUGAGAGAUGUUCUGCUGGCUGUAGUGAAGUGUGCCAGGAGUGUUCCUGCCUAUUUAGCUGAGUGCCUGUACAACUCCUUGAAGGGUGCAGGCACUGAUGAUGCGACCCUGAUAAGGAUCAUGGUCUCCCGCAGUGAAAUUGACCUGCUGGAUAUACGUGCAGAGUUCAGGAAGUCAUUUGCAACUUCUCUGCACAACAUGAUUAAGAAUGACACCACUGGUGACUACUGCAAAACCCUGCUUCUGUUGUGUGGUGGUGAUGAUGCCUAAUUCCAAAAAUAAUAAUAAUCUUCUUUUUAAUUAACUUGCCAGACAUGUUGAAUUCAACUAAUAGAAAUGCUGCAGCUAAUAGCACUAGUGUAUAGCAUAGUGUUUUAAUAAUCAAUAUCAGUGCAGGCAAUUUGGAUCAAGGAGGUUUUCUAUACUUGACAGUACUUGUGUUACAGUCAGUAGUUUGUGAAAUAUGACUGGUAAUGAAAGCUCAGCUUAAGAAGCCAGUUGGUGUAAAAGACAGAUGUUGCUAAAUUAGUCAAGUGCUUAUUUAAAAUUAUUUCUCUUGCUGCUUGCACUAAAUAAAAAAUCAUUGUGUUACUCCA